UAUACCGAAUACCGGGCGCACUGCUGCUGUUGUAGCUUGCCUGACGUCGCCUGGUGCCGCCUGGUGCUCAGUCGCGAAAGGCACAUCCCCACAAUGGGUCACGACCACCGCGCUCUGCGAGGAGCGCCUUCAGGCUCGGCGCUGCUGGUGCUGGCCCUGCCCGCCCUGCUCGCCCUGCUCGGGGCGGCACAGGUGGCGGCCUACGAGGACUGCGACUGGCGCCCCACCUGCGGCCCGGCCGCCGUAUUCCCCAUCCCCUGCCACGACCAGUGCGGGAAGUACUUCCAGUGCUCUGACGGCAAGCUCACCGUCGAGACCUGCGGCCUCUUCAAGAAGUUCGACGCCAACAAGCUCGAGUGCGUUUACUUCGGCGCGGACUGCGAUUGGUACAUCGACGGCUGGACGACCACCACCACCACGACCACCACGACCACCACGACCCCGAAGCCCACCACGACCCCGAGGCCCACCCCGGCCACCAGCACGGUGGCUCCUGGGUGCCGGGCCGAGCCCGUGCCGCCGUGCCCCCCUCGGGGAACGGCCAAGCGGGCCCUGCCCUGCGACGGCAACUGCGGCAAGUACGCCAGCUGCAAGGAUGGCUCGUGGGAGACCAAGUCCUGCUUCCCGGGACGCCGCUUCAGCCCCACGGACAACGAGUGCGUCAUGCCGUGGAAGGUGGAUUGCGACUGGUGGAAGCGUUUGACUACUCUGCGACCGACAACGACCACAACCACCACGACCACCACCACGACCACCACCUCGACCACCACAACGCCAGCCCCCACCACCACCCCCUCCACCACCACCCAGUCGCCGUCUGGGUGCGGCUUCGUGCCCAAGUGCCCGCGAUGGGGCAAGGCCCUGAUCGCCGACCCCUGCCCCCGAGCAUGCCAGUACUACUACUCGUGCAGCGGCGGCAAGGCGACGCGCGAAAUAUGCAAACCGUGGCAGAACUUCGACCCCGUCAGCCUCGAGUGCGUCCUCUGGGACCUCGUGGACUGCACUUGGGCCAACCCGACAACUAAGACGCCGCCGACCACCACCACGACCGUUCCGCCGCCCACCGAGCCCAGCACGCCCAGCACGCCCAAACCGCCUUGCAGAUUCUCGCCAGUCUGUCCGAAACAGGGCGAGUCGCUGAUAGCUGACCCCUGUCGCUGCCAAGCGUACUUCUCCUGUGCGGAUGGACAAGCGACUUCUAAGCUCUGCAAUGCUUGGCAGAACUUCGACCCCGUCAAGCUAAAGUGCGUUUGGUACUCCCGCGUGGAUUGCUCCUGGCCGGCUUCACUGACAACGCCUGUGACACCCACGGACGCCCCAACAGAAGUCCCGACCCAGGAGCCAACAAUUCCCACGGAAGCUCCCACGGAUGCACCUACUGUAGCUCCAACGGAAGCUCCCACGGACGCACCCACGGAAGCACCCACUGCAGCUCCAACUGACGCCCCCACAGAAGCUCCCUCUGACGCCCCUAGCGAUGCUCCCACAGAGGCACCCACUGACGCCCCUACCAACCCACCAACGGAAUCUCCCACGGAUGCGCCCACGGAAGCACCUACUGCAGCUCCCACUGACGCCCCCACUGAAGCUCCAACGGAAGCCCCGACUGACGCUCCUACAGAAGCCCCGACUGAAGCUCCAACGGAAGCACCAACGGAAGCUCCAACAGAAGCCCCGACUGACGCCCCUACUGAAGCUCCAACAGAAGCCCCGACUAACGCCCCCACGGAAGCUCCCACAGAAGCCCCGACUGAAGCCCCCACGGAAGCUCCCACUCCCGAGCCCACGCUGCCCACCGCGCGACCGACAAUCAUUCCCGGCUGCGACUUCGUUCCGAACUGCCCUGCGAAGGGCAGCAGUAAACUGUCCAUCCCUUGCAAGGACCAGUGCGAAUACUACGUUCAAUGCACAGAAGGAAUCGGCAAGGUGGAGAAAUGCGGUAGAAGUUGGGCGCUCGUGCAGAUGCACUUUGACUCUAUUAGUUUAUCGUGUGCCGCAUUGAAAUACACUUGUGACGGUGAAGCACCCACCGAAGCACCUACGGACGCCCCAACAGAAGCUCCCACUGACGCCCCUACCGAUGCUCCGACGGAGCCACCGACUGAUGCCCCAACAGACGCCCCGACUGAAGCUCCCACUGACGCACCCACGGAAGUUCCCACGGAUGCACCUACGGAGGCACCUACUGCAGCUCCAACUGACGCCCCCACCGAAGCACCUACUGAUGCACCUACAGAUGCUCCCACACCGGCACCCUCUGACGCCCCUACCAAUGCACCAACGGACGCACCAACGGAAGCACCUACUGCAGCUCCGACUGACGCUCCCACAGAAGCACCCACUGACGCCCCAACCGACGCUCCGACAGAGGCACCCACAGAUGCCCCCACCGACGCCCCCACAGAAGCACCCACUGACGCCCCAACCGACGCUCCGACGGAGGCACCCACAGAUGCCCCCACCGACGCCCCCACAGAAGCACCCACUGACGCCCCAACCAACGCUCCGACAGAGGCACCCACAGAUGCCCCCACCGACGCCCCUACCAAUGCUCCAACAGAAGCUCCGACGGACGCUCCAACGGAAGCUCCUACUGCGGCUCCAACUGACGCCCCCACAGAAGCACCCACUAACGCCCCAACUGACGCCCCAACUGACGCCCCAACUGACGCCCCCACAGAGGCACCCACAGAUGCCCCUACAGAGGCACCCACUGACGCCCCAACUGACGCCCCAACUGACGCCCCAACUGACGCCCCAACUGACGCCCCCACAGAGGCACCCACCGAUGCCCCUACAGAGGCACCCACUGACGCCCCCACGGAGCCCCCCACUCCGCCGCCCACAUUGCCUACAGUCAGACCGACCAUCAUUCCCGGAUGCGACUUCGUCCCUAAUUGCCCUGCCACAGGUAGCAGCAAACUCGCCAUCCCCUGCAAGGACUACUGCAAAUUCUACGUUCAGUGCACGAACGGCGUCGGAACGGUGAAGAAAUGUGGUUCAAGCUGGGGCAAAAAGAUGCACUUUGACUACAAAAGUUUGUCGUGUGCCGCGUUUUCGUACCAUUGCGUUCCCGUCUCCUUCGCAUGAAGGUCAUCCAUCGCGCACUUUUGAAUAAAGGCCUCGAAUCAGCG
Molecule: messenger RNA, 3134 nt
Organism: Thrips palmi
Lineage: Eukaryota; Metazoa; Arthropoda; Insecta; Thysanoptera; Thripidae
Product: cell surface glycoprotein 1-like
Exons: 3
Coding region: 94-3090 (998 amino acids)
Cellular component (GO): extracellular region
Molecular function (GO): chitin binding
Source: RefSeq, a predicted model, not a curated record